AUCAACUGCUAUUAUUGCACUUCCUUAUAAAUGAUUUUCUGAAGACAAAAUGCAUGGUACAGUACUUGUUUAUUAAACCACGAAAUGCAUAGGAAAGCUUCUGUGAUCAAAUAGACAAUUAUGGUUCUAAACCUUGAUGAAACAGUGGGUUUCACUUGCUCCACUACUGUAAUAUGUGCCCAUCUGAGAGAGCAAAUGGAAACUACUGAAAUAUAUGCCCCUCUAUGACAGCUUUCAAUUUGAAGAACUGGACAUAUGGAUAUGUACCCAUGCCCGACACCCGUAACCGAGUCCAGGUAUAAUAGAAUGGAAAGGGAACAAAACAGCAAGUUGUGCAGAUUAUGCUAUACAGUUAUUGAGUAUGAUGAAAAAAGGAAGUUUGAUGCAACCCAGAACCAUGCUGAAGUGACAGACUAAUUUACUGCCGCAGAUCGUAAACAAACUCCUCAGUCCUCACUGCUUCCAUUACUUUUCUUCUGCUUUACGCUGCUGCAGUGAAAGCACAAACAAACAAGUUUCCCUUGAAGACCACAGCUUUUGGGUAUUGGACUAAGACGGACUUACCAAUUUGGGCUACUACAUUUAUUCUUCUUGGCCCAAUAUUCACACACAUAUAUCUGUUUAGUCCUGUCUGUAAUUUGUACUGUUCAUCUCUUUCAGAAGAUGUCAGUCUUUGUAGCCGUUGUAACACACUUUCGAAAUGAAAGAAAACUAAGAUAUUUUCUCUAAUCUUCUUCAUUCAUUCUUCUUCUUCUUGUAAAUCUUCUUCUGCUACAUUCUCUAACUUGUGACAACACUUUGCAUACACGAAGUUUAACAAGAAUCGUACAAGUCGCUUGGGAAGGGAGUAACUGGACCAAACCAUCUACCGCUGCCUAUUCUCUAAUCAAAAUGUCAACGAGAAAUAGUAAGCGGAGGGACAACAUGUUGCAGUUCCGGUCUAAUCUUGGAGCAAUUGGGACUCUUAUGAAAAGCUUAAAUCUAAGAGAGCAACAUGAACUGCUACUUCAGAAAACACCUUUCUGGCAUUUGCUCAGUCAGUUCUUAGGAGGAAAACAGCCUGAAGUCAAGAUAAGAAAAUCUCAUAAUGUAAUCGUGGAUUUAAUAAGAACGUAUGACGAAAGGGAGAAUGGAUUCAUGUUGGCAGGAAAGAAGGUAGAACUCUCUGAAAAUGAUAUUACGCUUAUUUUUGGUGUGAUGUCGGGAGACAAAGAGAUUUCCACUGUAAGAAAGAUCCAGUCAAAAGUUUCAUUAUUCGUCUCACGGAGAUUCAGAGACGUAAAAACUCUAAGGUCACCCAACAUCAAGAGUGCACUACAAGAAGUAAUUGAAAGUGAAGAUGUUGAUGAUGUGGAAGACGUUGCACGUUUGUUGAUGCUGUACGUUUGCCAAGCCCUAUUCUUCUCAACAACUACGGAUGCCCUUCCAUGGACAUUUGUUUAUUAUAUUGAAGACUUGGAAGAAGUGAAGAACUACAAUUGGUCAAGAGCCAUAAAAAACAAUUUGAUGGACUCGAUCAAGAAUUUUGUGAUAACUCCUGUCAAAGUGACAGGUUGUGUGACUGUGUUGUCGUACUGGUUUUGUGAACACACUAACGUGUUCAGCCCAGUUGACUACGCAAAGUUCCCAAGAUUUCUGAAAUGGGACCUUCAAAAAUGGUCGAAGGACUUCAAGGACCAAUACAUCUCAACACUCACAGCAGAUAAGGUUUUUGAACGUGACCUCAUCCACACUGAUGAGGAGACACAAAUACUUGGAGAGAGUCAAGAAAUAUUUGAGUUCUAUGAUUUUAUUGAUGGAAAGCAUGUAUUGGUUGGGACAUCAAAGAAGAGUAUUUACACCACUGGUACUGACGAGAGCACACCAGGCAUUAGGUCAGUUCCAAGUGACACUGGCGAUUCAACUACUUGUGUCUCAGUCAGCAAUGAUGAAGGAAUCAAGCUUCGUAAAACUGAAGAGAGCACACCCACUUCCAUUGAUGAUAUUGAACAACCAGAGACAACGAAUCAAGACGAGUUUGCGCAUUCUGAAAUAAUGAGAGAAGAUUUGGAGAAAGCUCGAGACAAAGUGCUUAUAGUUGAACAGGAAAAGGAGGCAAGGAAUAUUGAAUUGCAGAAGCUUAAAGCUGAAAAUGUGCAACUCGUUGCACAGCUUGAAGAAAAAAUUGCUCAACUGGCAAAGUCUAGCCAAUUAAAUAUCAACCUUCAAAAUAAGUUGGAAGGUUUUCAAGCAGCAGUCAAAACAACAAAGCAAGAAGACAAUCUUCAAAGAAUAAUGGUUGCUCUGGAGAAAAUUUGUGAAAGAGUCAAUCUUGAAAAUGAUGAACUAAAGAAGGAGGUGGCUGACAAGAAGCAAAAAAUAAAGAGGUUGAAAGCAAGUCUCUCUGAGAUAAAGAAGACAAAUAAUGACCUAUUCGAUCAAGGUAGGAACAGUUCACCUCAAUUGGCAACAAUGGAGCGGAGAAGGGCUGAUGAGAAUGUCGCAAGACUUGUUGAAGAGCAAAAGAGAGAGAAAGAAGAAGCGCUCGAAAAGAUACUUCAGUUGGAAAAGCAGCUGGAUGCUAAACGGGAGUUGGAAAAGGAAAUUAAAGAGCUAAAAAGGUUACUGGUGAUGAAGUGCCUUGGUGAAGAUGAUGCUGCCGUUCAAGAGAAGAUGAAAAGGAUGAAUAAGGAUUUGGAGAAGAAAGUUGAUAGACUCGAUGAUAUGGAGGAUCGGUACAACAUUCUAGUGUUAAAAGAGCGCCAGAGCAAUGAUGAGCUCCAAGAAGCUCGUAGAGAGCUAAUAUCGGGGUUGAGUGAGAUGCUGGGGACACACACUACUGACAUUGGAAUAAAGAGAAUGGGAGAAAUUGAUUCAAAACCAUUUCAGAACAAGUGCAAGGAGAUAUUUUCUCCUGACGAAGCAAUGGUGCAGGCAGCCAUCGUUUGCUCUUUGUGGCAGGAAAAUUUGCUGGAUCCGCAAUGGCAUCCAUUCAAAAUAAUAUCUAGUGAAAAUUUUUUCCAGGAAAUAAUAGAUGAAGAUGACGAAAAGCUACGGAAUCUCAAGGAGGAAUGGGGAUCUGAAAUCUACAUGGCAGUUGUAACUGCUUUGAAGGAACUCAAUGUGUAUAAUCCAAGUGGGAGAUAUGUGAUUUCUGAGCUCUGGAACUACAAGGAAGGAAGAAAAGUUACAUUGAAGGAGGUCAUGAGUUACAUCUUGGAAAAUAUCAAGUCGCUUAAGCGUAAAGGACUUGAAGGUGCUGCUGAAAGUGGAACAUCAAGUUUGAAGAGGAAGUAUAGUGACCUUUGAAGUGUAGUAUUCAGGACCUUUUCUCCUUGGAACUCUACUUUAUGCUGCUAGAUAGCUUAAUCUGAUUAUCGUUAUAAAGGUAGUGUUUUUCUGUAUGUCAUGGAGUUACUUAUAAACCUUGUUAAUUCUGGUGUCAACUACAUCACAUUUCAACUGUAAAUGUUUUAUUGGGAAAUUUUCUUAGUGACAAAUGCUUGCAUGUACUACAUGCUCAUUUGUCUCGAAGCUCUUAUCUCCUCUCUGCCCCAUGUUCCUACCUGCUCACAUCUCUCUCUCUCUCUCUCUCUCUCUCUCUCUUAUUUUGAUGGGGGAGGGGAAUUGGAAAAGAAAAAGAAAACAAUGGUCAAUGGUGAUGAAUCUUGGGGAUAAUAUUGUGUUUUAUUUUACAGGCAAGUUACAUUGUGGAAACAUAGGCAAAGGUUCUCUUGCUAUGGAGUAUGGACGAAUGGGAGUAAAGAAGCUAAUAUAUGAUUAUAAGAUUAGGAUAGACACUUGGAGCAUAGGGUCACGUAUUGGAAGACUUAGACGUAGAUUUAACAUAAUGUGUAUACAUGAGACUAAAUGGGUUAGUAAAAAAUCUAGAGUAAUUGAAGAUAUACAUUGGAAUGAAUAAAAGUAGAAAUGAUGACAAACGCAUACUUGGAUGAGACUAAAUGGGUUGGUCAAUAUUGCACUGGUAAAGAAAUGAUUCUUGAACUUGUUUGUAUCAUAUUGAAUGGAGUUGGAUGCAUGAUUUAAUAAAAAAAAAGGGCCCAAUAUUGCACUGGUAAAGAAAUGCAACCCCGAAGCAUGAGGAGACAGAUUAACUUGACUGCUGCAGAUUUUAAACAAACUCCUCAGUCUUCACUGCUUCCAUUACUUCUCUUCUGCUUUAGUCUGCAGACUGCAGUGAUAUAAAUGUAAGCACAAACAAGUUUCUCUUAAAGACCACAGCUUUUUGGGUAUUGGACUUAGACUUACCAAUUUGGGCAACUAUAUUCAAAAGAUGUCAGUCAGUCUGUACUCUGUAUAGCCGUUGUAACACACUUUUCGAAUGAAUGAAAACUAACAUAUUUUCUGUCUUCUUCUUCUUCUAUCAAUCUUCUUCUAGUUCUUCUGCUACAUUCACAAACUUAUGACAAGAUUUUGUAUGCACAAGGUAUAGCAAGAAUCGACCUUCACAGUUUGGAUCAACCAUCUCCCGUUGCCUAUUCUCUGUAAUUAGAAAAUCUAACUGCAAAAUCAGGUAUUUACUUAUCCUCCUCUACUCUGUUUCUUCUUCGCCUUUUUUUGUGUCUCUUAUACUGGUGAGAUUUAGUAUCUGUCUGAAGCCUUAAAGCAUUUUGCCUCUACUUUCAACUUCUAUAAUUGGCCCGUUUGUGGUUUUGAGAGGCCAUGCAUGUCUAUUCUGCAACUCAGGUCUACUGUUAAAUAUUAAUGAGAUCCUUUCUACUUUUUGCUUUGGGGGGUGA
Messenger RNA from Tripterygium wilfordii, 4739 nucleotides. RefSeq lists its product as uncharacterized. The transcript is spliced from 8 exons. The record is from RefSeq and is a predicted model, not a curated record. Gene Ontology annotation, biological process: gene silencing by siRNA-directed DNA methylation. NCBI's taxonomy places the organism in Eukaryota, Viridiplantae, Streptophyta, Magnoliopsida, Celastrales, Celastraceae. The coding region runs from base 892 to 3288 and encodes 798 amino acids.